Molecule: messenger RNA, 2517 nt
Organism: Rhea pennata
Lineage: Eukaryota; Metazoa; Chordata; Aves; Rheiformes; Rheidae
Gene: NEK5
Product: NIMA related kinase 5
Exons: 22
Coding region: 1-2517 (838 amino acids)
Biological process (GO): protein phosphorylation
Molecular function (GO): protein kinase activity; ATP binding
Source: RefSeq, a predicted model, not a curated record
AUGGAUAAAUAUGAAAUCAUAAAAGAAAUUGGAGAAGGAUCUUUUGGCAAAGUAUUCUUGGCAAAAGGAAGAGUAAAUAAUGAGCAAUGUGUUAUCAAAGAGAUCAAUUUAACUAAGAUGCCUGUGAAAGAAAAAGAAGCCUCUCAGAAAGAAGCCAUUCUUCUGGCCAAGAUGAAGCAUGCAAAUAUAGUAACCUUCUACACUUCUUUACAAGAAAAGAACAAGCUAUAUAUUGUGAUGGAAUACUGUGAUGGUGGAGAUUUAAUGAAGCGGAUAAAUAUGCAGCAUGGAGUGCUGUUUGACGAGGACCAGAUUCUGAAUUGGUUUGUGCAGAUUGCCUUGGGAUUGAAGCAUAUUCAUGACAGGAAGAUUUUACACAGGGAUGUGAAAGCACAGAACAUAUUUCUUAGCAAUAAUGGAAAGGUAGCAAAGCUUGGGGACUUUGGCAUAGCAAGAGAGUUGAACAACACUAUGGAGCUUGCCUGUACCUGUGUAGGAACCCCCUAUUAUCUAUCACCUGAAAUCUGUGAAAAUCGACCAUAUAAUAAUAAAACAGAUAUUUGGUCUCUUGGCUGUGUGCUCUAUGAACUAUGUGCACUAAAGCAUCCUUUUGAAGGCAAUAGUUUGCAGCAGCUGGUGCUGAAGAUCUGCAGAGGACAUUUUCAGCCGGUGUCUCCCAACUAUUCAUAUGAUCUGAGGAUAUUAAUUUCCCAGUUGUUUAAUGUAUCUCCAAGAGAUCGACCAUCUAUUAAUUCUAUUUUAAGGAAGCCCUUCCUGGAGAAGCUUAUUGUCAGACAUUUGCCCCCUGAGAUAAUACAAGAAGAAUUCAGUCACACUGUGAUACACAAAAAAAGACCUUCAGCAUUACAACCUGGAGAGAAGUUGAUACAAGCACAUAAACUUCAAAAAACGAGAGCCCAAGAACAAGUUCCUCCAGAAUGUGGAAUGGUGGUACGUGUCAAGAAACUGGAAUUAUUUCAAAGAAAUGAAUGGAAACCUCCUUCAGGAGUGCAACAGUCUGUUUUUCAGCCACAGAGUUCCAGAAUUAAGGUGGCAGAAAGGCCAGAAAGCGUUAGAGUACAUGGGCAUUAUGGUCAUUACUAUGAUAAACUUGACGACUUGGAGAGGAAAGCUAAUGCACACUGUGACUUUUCUCACAUCAGCCAAAGAGCUGAGGAAUACUACAAACUAAAAGGACAAGUUGCACCUUCGCCUCCACCACCCCACUGGCCUGCAGAUUAUCUUCAAAGGCGUUUUGAAGCCCAGCAGUAUAAGAUUAAAGUAGAAAAGCAGUUGGGACUGCGGCCAUCCUCUGCUGACCCACAUCAUGACCAAAUACAGCAGCAGAAAAUAAAGGAAGAGCAUCUCAAAAGCCAUCAGCUGGACAUAUCUAGAAAGAAUGAAAUGAAAGAACAGAAGUACCUGAAACAAUUAGAAAAGAUUCGGAAAGAAUACCAUGGUGUUCUAAAAGAACUCAGAUUCAGAGCAGGCAUACUCCAGGAGAGUCCAAAAGUACAAGAUAAAACCUAUCUUGUGAAGCAAGGGAAAGCUGAGAACCAGUUUGAAACCAAGGAUACAUCUGGAACAAGAGAAAAAUCAGUUCAGGAUGUGGAAGAAAACUUUAAACAAGUCAGACUCCAGGAUUUGCAGGACCAAAAAGUUUUAGAAAAGAAACAUAACACAAAGGGAGGAGUAAAGUUUGAAAUAAAUUUAGACAUAUGUGUUCCUGAGGAAGUCAGCGUUCAAGAAGCAGAGGUACUAGAUAAACUCAGUGAGACUUCAACUUUUGUGGAUGGUGAGAAUCUUAAGGAGAAAUUGGUGGAAGUUCAUGAAGAUCCUAUGGACAGGGCUUUGGAAGAACUAGCUGGAUGCCAAACAGAGUUCAGUGAUGUAAGUGAUACCAAAGAAAAUAGAAAACAUUGGCAAGCUGGAGCCCCUCAGACACUCCUGAAUGUUUUAACUGAUGGUGAUGUCACAUCUGUAUCCCCUACAAUAACUGAAAAUGAACUUGCUGACCAUCUUAUUCUGCCUGAAGACACCCCAGAAAACAGGAAGCAGUGGAAAAAGACAGCAACAGGGACACUUCUGAACAUCUUAGCAAAGGCAGAACUGUCUAAUGACUCCUUUUUUCAGCUUGAAGAGGAAAUAGGGAGAUUAUUAACCUCAUUGCCUCCAAAAGAAAACAAAGAUGAUGAUUCAGAAACAUAUUCUGCUGCUGAUGUUGGUGAAGGCAGACUUGAGCCAAGAUCAGAUGAUGAUGACACAAAUUUUGAAGAUUCUGAAGAUGAACUUAGACAUGGGCUGGAGGGAGCUCUGGAGAAAGUGGUUUCUUCUCCAGCAGAGAGAAUCACAGGAUCUCCCGUCCCUUCAAUAAAUAAAGGUCAAACCAAUGAAGAAGAGAUGAGCGUACCUAGCAAACUACUUAGAAAAUUUGAUGAGGAUUCAGAACAUAACCCUGGGCCAUUUAGUGUUGACACACACAAUGAGAAAAGCAAGCAGCAAGGAACAGCUGCUUAG